Messenger RNA from Phalaenopsis equestris, 778 nucleotides. RefSeq names its product superoxide dismutase [Cu-Zn] 2-like. Gene Ontology annotation, biological process: removal of superoxide radicals. The coding region runs from base 78 to 572 and encodes 164 amino acids. The record is from RefSeq and is a predicted model, not a curated record. The transcript has 6 exons. Gene Ontology annotation, molecular function: superoxide dismutase activity; copper ion binding. NCBI's taxonomy places the organism in Eukaryota, Viridiplantae, Streptophyta, Magnoliopsida, Asparagales, Orchidaceae.
AGCAGGCUUUUAUCCGAUGUCUCAGUUUUUGAAGCCGAGAAGGGCGGCGGAUGCGGGAGUAGCGAAGAAAGUCAAGGAUGUCGGCCGGAGGCAUCCUCAAGGGAGUGGUUCUCAUCUCCGGCAGCAACUCCGGUAACAGUACCGUAGGAGGAUCUCUCAACCUCUUUGAGGACCCAUCCACCGGUUUCACACACGUGAGGGGUAAGGUCACUGGCCUCUCCCCCGGCCUCCAUGGUUUACACAUUCACGCCUUCGGAGACACCACUAACGGCUGCAACUCGACGGGCCCUCAUUUUAAUCCAUAUAAUAAGCUUCAUGGAGCUCCAGAUGAUGUGGAACGGCAUGCUGGCGACCUGGGAAAUGUUUCAGCUGACGAGCAUGGGGUUGCUAACGUAUGGUUAAAGGAUUUACAGAUUCCGCUAAGCGGACCAAAUUCUAUACUGGGAAGGGCUCUGGUGGUUCAUGCUGAUCCGGAUGAUCUGGGAAGGGGUGGUCAUGAACUUAGCAAAAGCACAGGGAAUGCAGGGGCUCGAAUUGGCUGUGGUAUAAUUGGCCUUCAGUCAGCUGUUUAAUCAGCGUCCACACACACAUAUAUGUCGCACGCACGCAUGCACUCGCGCGCACAUAUAUCAUGUUUUAAAUAAGUCAAUUUGUGCUAAAUCUAAGCUGAGUAUACAGAACUUUGAAGCUGCAAUAUACUAUGGAAAUAGGGGGUCAGUAUACCUGCUGUCACUUAAAACCAUGACUACUGUAAAUUUAACAAAAAAUCUACUAUUAU